Molecule: messenger RNA, 1481 nt
Organism: Ornithodoros turicata
Lineage: Eukaryota; Metazoa; Arthropoda; Arachnida; Ixodida; Argasidae
Exons: 12
Coding region: 73-1110 (345 amino acids)
Source: RefSeq, a predicted model, not a curated record
GACCUGCGCCGCAGCAAGCAGCAAAUUUGAAAACAAAUCUCUCUCCUUGUUGUGAUAACGGCGCAGAGAAAAAUGUCAACCCGAUUAUUAUACAAAAAGCAAGCGGGCAAUUUUCGGGGCGGAAAUAUGUUUCGUGAACGGAUGGCACUAAGAACUGCUGACAUGCGCAAAGAAAGCAGAAGCAAGCUUUUAAACGAGAAGCGUAACCUCUGUGAGCUCAGUCAAGUACGUGAGAUGGACCCCUCCGUCGAAAACGGCGCUCCAAAGUUGUCAAAGCGCGAAUUGUUGAAAAAAUGGAAGGAGGAGAAAAGCCUCCGCAGGGCGAUCGACGCAAAAAAUAAGCGUCCGCCAUUCAAGGUGUCGACAAGCUCCAGCAAGUGUUCCCGGGAUACCCUGCCUCCAAGUUCCAGCCGGAAAAAGAUCAUUCCACGGGUUAAAAAACAUGACUGUGUCAACUGCCAAGCUAAGAAACCAGCAUCUGAGGAAAGACCAGAAUGGUGUUCCAACUGGAGUGGCCCUUCUCAGCCGAGCCUCCCCACAAUGUCUUUCGUUGGGUCGAAAAAUCAGGUUGCUACAAAGAAACAUGGCCUGUCAAAUGUGUCUGGAGCUCCUGCAUCAGUCAGUAAACUCCUCGCCAGAACAAAUAGCUGUGCUUCCGGAGCUAGCUGCUCAUACAAACGGGAGGAAUCUGAAUUGAGCUGUGCCAAAUCGAGGCGGCGUUUGGCCCUCGGUGAUGUUAACAGGAAUACCACAGACAGCUAUGAAAACCCAUCCAGAACAGCAACCACAUGGCUAAUGGAAUUCACCUCGGACACGUACUUCAGGCAAUGUGGAUUUUCACCUCGAGAAAUGAAGCGGUGGAUGAACGAAGCAAGCGCAAAGAGUCGAGGCAGAAAAGCAGAAGACGGUGACACGAGCUCAAAGAUAAACCUCUCUAGAAGUCCCCCUGAAACAAAAGGACGUAGCAGCCGCAUCACAGGACACAGAAGGGCAACGAGAGUCAACGGGGCAGAAAACUCAAAAGCAGGUUACAAUCUCCGAAGAAGAGCCACAGUGCGUGGAGAGAACUCUACUGGUCUCGCACAUAAUGUACCGCAAACACCAUGUUGAUAACUGUGCAUAAAGUGGCUAGCAUUUUUGCACGUUUUGCCCCACAUUCUAAUAUUGUCACUUCAUAUUCGACGAAGGAGGUUCUUGAAAUGUUUAAUUUCGAGUGCAUUAUUUCUUGUGAGACUUUAUCCUGAACUUCAUUUUUAUAUAUUUAUUUUAUUUCAGCUUAGUGCGCUCAGUUUACAUUGUCUCACAGUUUGUUGUCAUUGUUUGUGUGCUGCCUGAGCUCAGGCUGUGCUCUCCGUGCAUAUUGUCUACCACCUGGCGUGUGUCUGUGCCACCCUUAUGGUGUAUCUAAAAUUGAGGUAGGGUACAAAUGUAUGUGUAAUACACCACGUCUACUUCUUUAAAAUAAAUUACAUAUACAUGCA